UCCGCCCUCGGGUGCUAGAGUAAACAACUUCGGGGAUAUCGCCGGUAUAUUAUUGUACCGCUUCAGAACCAGGCGUUAACCAUACGUAAACAAGUCGUUGUCUGCUGAAUCGCUCAGUAGUGCAUUAAUUUUCUGAUGAUGAAAGUGAUUUUCCUUGCAGUUCUUUUCGCAUUAUGCUGGAGUUCAUCAUCAUGUGAACAAGACACCGGGUACUAUCUUGCGUUUCCCAGGAAUUAUCAUUUCACUCAAUCCCUGAAGUUGUCGAUAUCCACUACGGAGUCCGAACCAGUUUAUUUCUUUGUUGAUACUUUGGAUGGCUUUCAGUUCAGGGGCAUUGUCCACGAUAAUGCUACCGUCACUGUUGAACUGCCCCUCUCAUUUGAAGUGACAAAUAGCACUGUGAGAAACAAAGGAAUUAGAAUAACAGCUGCCACCACCAAAUUAACAGUCCAUGGCUUAAGUCAUCGUGAUCGUACUUCUGGUAUGUUUGCGGCACUACCGUGCGUGAAGCAAAACGUUAAUGAAUAUGUAUACUAUGGAGUAACUUAUGGAACCACAUACCUAUCACAGCUGCUGUUUGUUGGGUGUGAAGAUGGCACCCAGGUAAAGGUUGGGUCAGAAGUUAUCAAUCUGAAUGAAAUGGAAACGUACCUGUACACCAAUGGCAGCGAUUUGACAGGAGUUAGAGUUGUUUCGAACAAGCCAAUAUCUUUUUUCUCUGGUGAAAGAUGCACAAACAUCCCAGUAGGUGUCGGGUUCUGUGAUUUCAUCGUUGAGCAACUUCCCAACACCGCACUCUGGGGUUCUCACUUUCUGACAGCUUCGCUCUAUGGGCGGACAGCUCCAGAUAUUUACACUGUAGUGUCUUGUGCUCCGUCCACCAUUGUUCAGAUACAUUGCUCAAACUCACUUCCAACUCAAGUUUUAUACGAAUUUGAAAACAACUAUGAAACAUUUACGUUGUCAAAUGAUACUUUCUGCACUAUAACCUCGAAUCACCCAGUGUUGGUCGUUCAGUUUGCAUCUGGUCAAGAAGCUGACAAUGUUGAAAGCGAUCCAUUUAUGAUGAUGCUACAACCAAUUGAGCAGUAUGAAAAUGAUGUUGCAAUUGUGGUUCCAUCUAAUUUUACAGUUAAUGUUGUUGCCAUAUAUGUUAGACCAGAAGAAUUUGAACCAGAAAAGGUAUCUGUGGAUGGAAAUAGUCAAACAAAUGUGAAUUGGACAGCCAUUCCAUGUGCAGAUGGAAAUGUUUGUGGAUAUGUAGCUUAUGUCAGUCUUACAGAAGGGCAACACAGACUUUCUCACCAGGACGGCCAAUGUGGGAUGAUUGGGGCUUCUGUCUAUGGAUUCAGCUACCACAAUGGAUAUGGCUACCCAGCAGUCGGGACAGUACAUACUCUGUUACAAGGAUCAGCAGUGUCUCCACGGAAUGUUAAGGUUGGUGUUGAAAGUCCCAAUGUCCUCACUGUACAAUGGGAUAGCCUUAGAGUUGACUGUAGUGAGGUCAAUGGUGUUAUAGUCAAGUACAAAGUGCAGUAUGUAGCACAGAACAGUGAUGUGGUUCACACCAAAGAUCAGGCUGCACGGCAGAAUGUUACUAGACCCAAGAUGUCACUAACAGGACUGAGUCCGAAUACCAACUACACCAUUCAAGUGGCUGCUGUGAACGUGGAGGGAUAUGUGGGAUUGUUAAGUGCACCCCUGAGUGUACAGACAGCACAAGUGGCAGUAUCAUCUCCGAGUUCCAGAAACUCUGAAGGCCUUACAAUAACUAUUGGAGUCGUUUUUUUCCUCGUUGGUGUUCUUGUGGGUGCCUCUGGAAUAACUGCUGCAGUCAUCAUUAGACAAAAGGCCAAGCGACAGGAAAGCUCAAAAGAACCCCAUAUCAUUACAAAACCAAAUCAAGUGUAUGAGAUGACCCAGAUAAGAAAUCCAGGAGCUGCAGUGAUGGAAGAUCCGGUGUAUGCAACAGUUUCCCGCGUGCUGAAAUUAAAAAUUUAUACACAACCAAGUUUUUUUGUCCUUGGUUUUAAUUUUCCCAUGUAUAAUCAUGAAUAA
Messenger RNA from Geodia barretti, 2058 nucleotides. The record is from the annotation of a GenBank genome assembly. Lineage: Eukaryota; Metazoa; Porifera; Demospongiae; Tetractinellida; Geodiidae.